GACUACUCACAAGGCCGGAGUUCUGGACCCUGAUGCAUACUCGGUAGUCGGUACGCACGAGUAUUGCACGUGACAAGGCCUGUCACUGUCAGCCAUCUGACGAGGGAAAAAAAACAAGCAACUGAUGACGGCCGCUGCCGUUCGAUUUGAGAGCCACCGAUUAACCCAUCCAUCCACCUCGCCGCCGCCGGAGAGUAUGGUUGAGCGGCGGUACACCGAGGAGGAGGAGGCCCUCGAGAUCAAGUCCCUCCGCCGCAUCAUCGCCGCCUACGCCAACUAUCAAGAUGCUGCAGAAAGGGAUGUCGAGAGAUAUGAGCGGUCAUUCAAAAUGCUUCCUACAGCGCACAAGAAACUUCUUUUCCACCUCGGUCUGAAGUACCAAAGUCUGAGAUGGUGUAUAUCCAUGAAUGCAUCUUUUAUCAUGAAAAUGCUUGAGGCGUUUGAACCUCCUUUUGACAUGAGUCAGUAUGUAGAUGAUGAUGUUCAUGCUCAUCCAUCAAUCUUGCAUGACCAUAGUCAUAUGGAUUGCACUCAUUCCAGCGAGAGGGGUGAUUGCUCUAUAAUUGCUAUCUCCAGAAGCAAUUUAUCAUUGGAUGAGCAGCAUGAUAGUCCCAAAGAAUAUACCAAGAGACAUGAACCUUCAAGAGAAACUGAUAAUAAUAAGGGAGGGGAAGAUCACAUGGCAGGCUGCUCCCAGCCUGUUGGCAACAUGGGGAUGUCUCAAGGUGCAGGCAUUGCAUGUAAUGGUGAUAAAAAUACGGGUGCAGCAGCUUAUUUCCAGGAUAAAGAUGUCUCUGCAUCUUCUGCUAUUGAAAAUGUAGCACUGCGGCACUGCACAGCUUCAUCGCUCAAGUUAAAUGUUCCUCCAAUUGAUGUUGACAAGGUAAGAUGCAUAGUAAGAAAUAUCGUGAGAGAUUGGGGUGAUGAGGGUCAAAAGGAACGUGAUGAGUGCUAUAAGCCCAUUCUUGAGGAGCUUAAUCGCCUUUUUCCUAACCGGAGCGAUCAGAGGCCUCCUUCAUGUCUUGUCCCUGGUGCUGGGCUUGGGAGAUUGGCUCUUGAUAUAUCUUCUCUGGGUUUUGUAAGCCAAGGGAAUGAAUUCUCAUAUUACAUGCUGAUCUGUUCAAAUUUCAUCCUGAACCACACUCAAGAAGCUAAUGAGUGGUCCAUAUAUCCUUGGAUACAUAGCAACUGCAAUUCUCUUUCUGACAACGAUCAACUUCGUCCUGUUUCAUUUCCUGACAUUCAUCCCUCAAGUGCAGGUAUCACAGAGGGAUUUUCAAUGUGCGCUGGGGACUUUGUAGAGGUCUACAGCGAGGAAAGCCAAGAAUCUGCAUGGGAUGCUGUUGUAACUUGCUUUUUCCUGGAUACGGCACACAAUAUCGUUGAAUACAUCGAGAUCAUAUCAAAAGUUCUCAAGGAUGGUGGGGUCUGGAUUAACUUGGGUCCCCUUCUGUAUCACUUUGCUGAUUCAUAUGGGCCAGAUGAUGAUAUGUCUAUUGAAUUAAGUUUGGAAGAUGUGAAAAAGGUUGCUUACCAUUAUGGAUUUACAAUGGAGGUGGAGAAAAUGAUCGAGACUACUUACACUGCAAACAUGAAAGCAAUGAUGCAGAAUCGGUACCGUGCAGCAUUCUGGACAAUGAGGAAAGAUGCGUCUCGGUCAAAAGCUUGUAAGCCUCGUUGAAGUGAAGAUCAUCCAUGGCGGACGAUCAGUUCGUGCCAUCAUUAUUCACUGUUGUAUUCAAACUCCACACAGGCCGUGCCAGACCAAGUUAGAUAGAUAUAUCAGAUGAGCUGCCUGAUUCACAGAAUAUAAUUGGCUUAACAUAGGAAAGGAGGUGCUGAGCCACGCUAGCUAGCUCAUCCUUUUCUCCUAUAUCACAGAUAUUCAAACUGUACUAUGAACUCUGUAAGAAUGAGCAAUAAACUAAGCAGACAGAAGUUAAAAAU
Molecule: messenger RNA, 1947 nt
Organism: Zea mays
Lineage: Eukaryota; Viridiplantae; Streptophyta; Magnoliopsida; Poales; Poaceae
Exons: 18
Coding region: 125-1681 (518 amino acids)
Molecular function (GO): S-adenosylmethionine-dependent methyltransferase activity
Source: RefSeq, marked validated